Bufo gargarizans (Asiatic toad) is the source of this 1667-nucleotide messenger RNA. It is a transcript of the gene GPN3, whose product is annotated as GPN-loop GTPase 3. The coding region runs from base 147 to 1004 and encodes 285 amino acids. NCBI's taxonomy places the organism in Eukaryota, Metazoa, Chordata, Amphibia, Anura, Bufonidae. Gene Ontology annotation, molecular function: GTPase activity. The transcript is spliced from 8 exons. The record is from RefSeq and is a predicted model, not a curated record.
AUUACUUUGUGACUUUCGUAUUCCGGACAUAAUGCCACAUUUAGUUUGUUCCCUCACGGCCACCGUAGUGUCCCGGAAGUGAAGUUACGUGUAAACAUUGGCUGUCGCUCCAACUUCAUGCCCGGCCGGUGUACAGUGCGGACAGCAUGCCUCGCUACGCGCAGCUCGUGAUGGGGCCGGCGGGCAGUGGGAAGAGCACCUACUGUUCCACCAUGGUCCAGCACUGCGAGACCCUGAACAGGUCGGUGCAAGUUGUCAAUCUGGACCCUGCGGCAGAAUAUUUUGACUAUCCAGUCAUGGCAGAUAUCCGAGAGCUCAUCGAAGUAGAUGAUGUGAUGGAAGAUGGAUCUCUGCGGUUUGGUCCUAAUGGCGGACUAGUGUAUUGUAUGGAGUAUUUUGCUAAUAACUUUGACUGGCUGGAGAGCUGCUUGGGCCACACUGAAGAUGAUUAUAUACUGUUUGACUGCCCAGGUCAAAUAGAACUAUACACGCAUCUGCCAGUUAUGAAGUACCUGGUGGAGCAGCUUCAGCAGUGGGAGUUCAGAGUCUGUGGAGUCUUCCUGGUUGAUUCUCAAUUCAUGGUGGAGUCUUUCAAGUUUAUUUCUGGUGCCAUGGCUGCCCUAAGUGCCAUGGUCUCUUUGGAGAUACCACAAUGCAACAUCAUGACCAAGAUGGAUUUAUUGAGCAAGAAGGCAAAAAAGGAAAUAGAAAAGUUUCUAGACCCAGACAUGUAUUCCAUGAUAGAAGACUCAACGGGUAAGCUGAGGAGCAAGAAAUUUAAGAAGUUAACUAAAGCAAUUUGUGAAUUGAUUGAUGAUUACAGCAUGGUUCGGUUCCUACCAUUUGACCGAUCAGAUGAAGAAUGCAUUAACAUCGUCCUCCAACAUAUAGAUUUUGCUAUACAAUAUGGGGAAGACCUGGAGUUUAAAGAACCAAGGGAAACAGAGGAGGAUAAAUCCCAGAAUUUCGAUGAGUUCUUCCAAGACAGAGCAGAUGAACAGUGAUGUCCGUAACGACGUAGUAAAAGGAACUUGGAUCUCACUGAUUCCACUAUCUUUACUGCGUCGCAGUGAAUGCUGAGGCAGUAGUUCACCUGCAGUAUUGAGACUCCUUUGCUCGAAUGUAACGGAACUGUUAUGCAACCAGAGUGCCCAUGUCUUAAUGAAAUGCUCAUUCUACACCAAGGUGUCUUUUAAGUUGGUGUCAUGUACAGAUAAUCGGCUGUAGAAAAAUGAGUAUAAGAAAUGUCAUCUUGGUUUCUAUGUACCAUUGGUAACUAUAGGCUGAUUUGUUGUAGUUUAGUGAUAUGAUGUUCUCAUUUAAACCUCUGGAAUUUACAUAUUGAUGACCUAGUCUUAGGAUAGGUCAUCAAUAUGAGAUCGGCUGUGGUCUGACUGGGGACUCCCACCGAUCAGGAUGCGGCUCUCUGUGAGCGCUUAGGCUUCUUCCAAGGCCAUGUGACAUCACAUUCGUCAGUCACAAAGCUUAGGCACAGCUCAUCCCCAUUCAUAUGAAUGGAGCUAAGCUGCAAUAUCAAGCACAGCUGCUAUACAACGUAUGGCGCUGUACGGCGACACAAAGCAUAUGAAGACUUUGCAAUGGAAAAAAAAUACUUAGAAAUACUGUAACAAUUGGUUUAUCGCUGUAAAUACACAUUUAGCAUCUCA